This is a messenger RNA of Cheilinus undulatus (humphead wrasse), 1343 nucleotides long. It is a transcript of the gene thoc3, whose product is annotated as THO complex 3. Gene Ontology annotation, molecular function: protein binding. The transcript has 7 exons. Bases 31 to 1029 code for a protein of 332 amino acids. Gene Ontology annotation, cellular component: THO complex part of transcription export complex. Lineage: Eukaryota; Metazoa; Chordata; Actinopteri; Labriformes; Labridae. The record is from RefSeq and is a predicted model, not a curated record. Gene Ontology annotation, biological process: mRNA export from nucleus.
UUGACUGUCGAUAUUACGUAGAAAUCCAAGAUGGCGUCGCAGUAUUAUCAAGAGAUGCAGGAGAGCUUCAAGAAUAACAACAAAAGUCGUGAAUUCCCGGCUCACACAGCCAAAGUUCACUCGGUGGCGUGGAGCUGUGAUGGCAGGAGGCUCGCUUCGGGCUCUUUUGAUAAAACAGCCAGCGUUUUUGUUCUGGAAAAGGACCGUUUGGUGAAAGAGAACAACUACAGAGGUCACAGUGACAGUGUUGAUCAGCUCUGCUGGCAUCCAACAAACCCAGAUCUGUUCGUCACAGCUUCUGGAGACAAGACCAUUCGGAUAUGGGACGUCCGCACCACCAAAUGCAUCGCCACCGUCGUCACAAAAGGUGAAAACAUCAACAUCUGCUGGAGCCCGGACGGUCAAACCAUCGCUGUAGGAAACAAAGAUGAUGUGGUGACCUUCAUAGAUGCAAAGACGCACCGCUCCAAAGCAGAGGAGCAGUUCAAGUUCGAAGUGAACGAGAUCUCUUGGAACAACGACAACGACAUGUUCUUCCUCACAAACGGCAACGGUUGCAUCAACAUUCUGAGCAUCGUGGUUCCGAAGGAAAACUCAUCCAGUUACCCAGAGCUGAAGCCCAUCCAGUCCAUCAAUGCUCACCCGUCUAACUGCAUCUGCAUCAAGUUCGACCCCACGGGGAAAUACUUCGCAACAGGAAGUGCAGACGCUCUGGUGUCUCUGUGGGACGUGGAUGAACUGGUGUGCGUUCGCUGCUUCUCCAGGUUGGACUGGCCAGUGAGGACUCUGAGUUUCAGCCAUGAUGGAAAGAUGUUAGCUUCAGCCUCUGAGGAUCACUUCAUCGACAUCGCUGAGGUGGAGACGGGAGAGAAGCUGUGGGAGGUCCAGUGUGAUUCUCCGACCUUCACCGUCGCCUGGCACCCCAAGAGGCCGCUGCUCGCCUACGCCUGCGACGACAAGGAGGGCAAAUAUGACAACAACCGUGAGGCGGGCACCGUCAAACUGUUCGGCCUCCCUAAUGACUCCUGAGAAGGAUCAUCAUCUUGGGCCUCUGGUGUAGCUAGGGAGCGUAUAUUCUUCUGAUGCAGUCUUGUUGUGCUUAAAUAAAAAAAUAAAAUAAAGGAAGCAUUGUAAGGAAACCAAAACAUCCCAAGGAAUCUUUGCAUUGAAGCUGCAGCCAGUAAAGCAGCUGUGACCUUCAACCACCAGCAGAGGGCGCAGUUCUUCUAACUUUGCCUUCAACAGCUGAUUUCAUUCCCCGUUUUUAUACACACAUAAAAAACCCCAUCGCUGUAAUAUAUUGUUUUUGUAACAUAUGCAUUGUUUUUUAUAUUAAAAUUGGU